Molecule: messenger RNA, 969 nt
Organism: Cokeromyces recurvatus
Lineage: Eukaryota; Fungi; Mucoromycota; Mucoromycetes; Mucorales; Mucoraceae
Product: xylose reductase
Exons: 4
Coding region: 1-969 (322 amino acids)
Cellular component (GO): cytosol
Molecular function (GO): aldose reductase (NADPH) activity
Source: RefSeq, a predicted model, not a curated record
AUGACUACCGAAAAUUAUGUUACUUUGUCUCGCACAGGUGAUAAAAUGCCCCUUGUUGGAUUUGGUUGCUGGAAAGUCUCUCCUCAAGAUGCUGAAAAUACAAUUUACAAUGCUAUUAAGGCAGGUUAUCGUUUAAUUGAUGGUGCUGCUGAUUACGGUAAUGAAGUUGAAGUAGGUCGUGGUAUCAACAAGGCUAUUAAAGAGGGAGUUAUUACUAGAGAGGAAAUUUUUGUUGUUACAAAGCUCUGGAACACGUAUCAUAAUAAGACUCAAGUCCGUCCUGCUUUCGAAAAGCAGUUAAAAGAUCUUGAUUUAGAUUAUGUUGAUUUAUAUUUGAUCCACUUCCCCGUUCCUUUAAAGCAUGUUAAUAUUAAUGAAAUUUAUCCCCCCGGUUGGUAUCAACCUAAUAAGACUGAAGUUGAAUUUGAGCCUUCUCCCAUGUAUGAAUGUUGGCAUGAAAUGGAAAAGUUGGCUGAAGAUAAGUUAGCACAUAACAUUGGCAUUUCUAAUUUCAAUGUACAAAUGAUCUUGGAUUUAUUAACUUACGCACAAAUUAAACCUGCUGUAUUACAAGUUGAGCUUCAUCCUUAUCUCCAACAAAGUCGUUUGAUUGCUUGGGUUCAAUCUCAAGGUAUCCAUAUUACUGCCUAUUCAUCUUUCGGCCCUGCUUCGUUUAUUGAAUUAACUAAUGAUGGUAAAACAACACCUCCUUUACUUGAAAAUGAAGUUAUUAAGGAAAUUGCUGAUAAACAUAAAAAAACAACUGGCCAAGUUUUGCUCCGUUGGUCUAUUGAGAGAAAUAUUGCUGUUAUCCCUAAAAGUACUAAUCAAGAGCGUAUUAAGUCUAACCUUGAUAUUUUCUCUUGGUCAUUAGAUGAUGAGGAUAUGAAGAAAAUUGCUUCUCUUGAUAAACGUCUAAGAUUCAACGAUCCCUAUAGUUAUAAUUUUAAUUUGCCUUUAUUUGAUUAA